This is a messenger RNA of Austrofundulus limnaeus, 2816 nucleotides long. RefSeq names its product suppressor of cytokine signaling 3b (gene socs3b). Gene Ontology annotation, molecular function: 1-phosphatidylinositol-3-kinase regulator activity. Gene Ontology annotation, cellular component: phosphatidylinositol 3-kinase complex. Gene Ontology annotation, biological process: intracellular signal transduction; phosphatidylinositol phosphate biosynthetic process. The record is from RefSeq and is a predicted model, not a curated record. The transcript has 3 exons. Lineage: Eukaryota; Metazoa; Chordata; Actinopteri; Cyprinodontiformes; Rivulidae. Bases 488 to 1141 code for a protein of 217 amino acids.
GGAGGAAGGGGAAAAAAAGGAGUGCGGGGACUGUUUCACAGAGUGACCCCGAUUCAGAAAUCCCUUGUUGCGGUGCGCCGAUCGAAGACAAUUGAAAGCAAUCAGGAUCCAGUUGCUGUCUGGCUUCAGGCUCAGCGUGAGUACGCAGAGCCUUCAUUUAAACUAAAUAUAACCUGCCCAGCUGCCCAGAGCUUCGCCGUGCAUUUGUCACAGUCUCCAUAGCUGCGUUUUACGUGGCUGUGUUUAGGUGCUCUCUCACAGCCCCUCUCUGGAUGCAUCGGACUCCCCCUCCCCGGGGCCCUGGACCCGGUGUGUGACCCCGUCUCCCUCGCCCCACUCCUCCUCUGCCUCCUCUCCCCGUGCUCCUCACUCCUCGCUGCCUGCCCACGAAGAGGAUCCCAUCCUGGGCCCCCUGCCCCUAAGCCACCGGGCGGAGGCAGGGGGCCAUGGGGCCGUAACGACCCUCAACGGACGCAGGCCCCCCGCCAUGAGCAGCGUGGCCCCUCCAGAGGGAAGGGUUCAGGGGACGAACUUCACCCCGCUUCACUACAAACCCUUCAGCUCGCAUGAGCACUACCAGCAGGUGAUGUGUGCUUUGCAGAAGCUCCAGGAGAGUGGCUUUUACUGGGGAGCCAUUGGGGCUCGGGAGGCGAGCUCCAUGCUGCGCUCCGAGCCUCCCGGCGCCUUCCUGGUCCGGGACUCGUCCGACCACCACCACUUCUUCACCUUGUCCGUGCAGACAGCCCGGGGAACGAAGAACGUCCGCAUCCACAGYGAGGGAGGUGGCUUCUUCCUGGAGCCAGACCCUCAGAAGUCCCAGGAGCCUCCUCAGUUCGACUGYGUGCUGAAACUCAUCGCCCAUUACAUGGGGAAAGGGAUGGAUACGGGAAGGACGAGGGACGGGGCGAGCGGAGACAAUCCGGGAGAUGCAAAAAAGAAGGGACGCACCGUUUACCUGAUCCACACGGGCAAAGAGAAAAUCCCCCUGGAGCUGCGAAAGCCCCUGCUGAGCUCGCUCUCGUCCCUGCAGCACAUGUGCAGGAGGACGUUGAACAACGGGGGCCACGGGGCGCUGGGGCAAACCGAACAACUCCCACAGACACUGAAAGACUUCUUGGAGAAGUACGACGCUCCUAUAUGACUGACCGGAACCGCAGAGGUUCUACUACACGUGCCGCGCGCCUGGAGGGGCACGCCAGUUCUCAGCGUGAACGUUUUGCGCCGCCAGAAACUGACCAGACUGAGCCUUAGAUGCUAAUAUAAGGUCAUUUUUUUUAAAACCCCAUUGUGGCUAGAAUCAGUCAAUUUCAGAGCUUUUUACUCACAGAUGGACUCUAAAGGUCCUGGUUUUGUGAUUUGGGUAACCAACGAUUACCUCGUCCAUCCUGCCUUGGAGAAGCUAAUGCAAAGUGGCAGAUAGAACCAGAGGCUUCCUCAUGACUGAGUCAGACGCAGAGCAGUGUCUCGUAGAUUAACCUGGUUGAUGUAAACAGUGCAAGUAAAGGCUUUUGUGUUUGAGAAGCAACACUUUUGACAUUUACAACACUGAAUCACUGGACAGGGAGAGAGAGGCAGAUGACAAAAGAGGCUGGGAAAUAGCUGCAGAGGGGGGGAAAAAAUGCAAAAUCCAAAUCAGGAGGCCCAGCGUGCAGUAUUUGUUUGUCUGAGCGUGUGUUGUGGUCGUGCACAUAUUUCCAUCGCUGUUUCCCGCAAAUGUUGAGAGGAGUGGGCUGGCCAGGCACGCUAGCUCCACACACACUCAUGCAGGUAAAGGCCCACAUGAAGGGUUUGUUACAGUGGGACCAAAAAAAAAAAACACAGUCAUUACAAAGCAUUUCUCGAUCUCCCGUUUGUUUUGUUUUCCCUGUCCUCCAUGAUCCUGCCCUUUGAGCCAUAGUUUGGCGUGGGACCAAUCCAAAACGUUUGUCCAGGUAAUCUCACUGGGAAUUGGUCAUUUUAAUCCCAGAGACUUGAAUACAGAGCGAAAAGAUAAUUGGAGGGAAAGAGAGGAGCAGGAAGUGGGUUUAGGAAAGAUAAAUGUAAGAGAACAAACAAAACAUGGAUUUAACUGGCGGAUGGAGUUCAACAGGUUGCCGCUCCUGUAAACAUACCAGCCGAUGCGACAAGUCUUAAUCCUGUGGCCAAUUAUUCCUCCUAACUCAAAUGUCCCGGCGUGCCUGAGUCAGCUCUCCCUUCWGGGCUUCCUUACAUCACUCUCGGGAGGAAAAACGCUGUUAUAUCAACUAUUGUUUCUUUCCCAUCAAUGCCUCCAGAAAAAGAUCAUUUUGUCAGUCUGAAGGGAACAAAAGACUUCCCAUAAGUGAUUCAGUGGAGAGAGAGAGAGGGAAAAAAAGAAGCCUUUCGUAGAACAAAUUGCAAGACUCGGCUCUAACCCAGAUUAUGUUCAACUUGUGUUUUUGCCCUGUGCUCUUACUCACCUGUGAUCCAUAUUGGAGCUUUUUUUUWAACAUCAAGAAGCAUUUUGUUGAGUUUUAUCUAGCCACGAUGACGCACAUGUUGUCUUUUGUGUCGUUUUGGUUCAGAACUGGGUCUUGCUCUCUUACCGACACCAAGUUCUUAACGUGCGCUGCACCAGCAGCAGACCACAUGUUUGUGAAUCAUUUUGUCUUUUAUAAAGACUCUCUUGCAAAAGGCUGGCCACAAAGUCUGGCGAAAUACAAGCUGUAAUACCUGAAAUGACGGAAAAAAAAAAGAAGCAUUACAUUAUAAAUGAAAAAAGGAACGUUGCACAUAUUUAUAUUUCUAAGAUAUUUCAAGUAAUUUAUAUUAAAGAGCACUAUUUUUACAAAAGCCAA